AUGCAGCUGGAUUCCGGAACACAACACUUAGCCAGGUGGCUCCUGUUGGUAGCUUGGCUUGGACAAGGCCCUUCUGAACGUGUGUACCGCCCUGUCGACCUGCUGGAUGCAGACAUCGGCGACGGUAGAAGUGGAGAGUCCUGCAUUGUGGCACGGACGCUCAAUCAAAACCGGGAGGCUGUCCUGCACCUGGGUAUUCCGCUUGACAUUCUUGCCACUCGUGAUGAGCUGACUCGUGAUGAGCUGACGGUGAGUUGGCAGGCUGGCUCCCGAAUAGUGGAAGGCAGAUCGGAUGGGAUUAUUGUUUGGAGAUUUGAUCCCGCGUAUGGUUGGCGUGACGAGCUUGUCCAGAUUUUGUGGGUUGGUCUUGCAGGAAACGGCGAGCAAGCUGCAGUGAUGGGAGACAAGAACACACUACAGCUAUGGAACAUAAGCAGUGAUGCCCGUAAGUGGAGGGCGUGUCAGAACCUUUCCGUUUGGGAAACAGAUGAGUUGUUUUACUUUUGUGUUCCAGCGUGGUCUCCGACAGGAUGGCAGUUUGCAUAUUGCGCCGAUUCCGAUUCCGAAAUGCAGCUGUGGAGUCGAAACAGCUCGGGCUGUUGGAGGUCUUACCAAGCUCUGGAAGCGCAGACGCUCAGCUGGUCCACCGAUGAACAGCAGCUUGCAACGAGCGCAGGCAAGGUUGUGGCACUCUGGGACCUGGGCAAGGAUGGCCAGUUCGAAAAGAAGCAGGCAUGGCCCGUGGCCAGCGAUUGUGAAUGUGUCUCCAAUUUGAAGCACACAAAUCCUCGGAGUUUCCAGUGGCAUCCUCUGAGCCAGAGUUUGGCCGUCUCUGCGGAUGAUGGUAUCCACAUCUGGCAAGUCUUUGCACCUGGCGGCCCCGGGGGCUCUGGCGCCUGGCAUCUUAUGCACGUUCUGAGCACCCGGGACUUUGCUUCUCCCGCGUCCUCCAUGACCUGGUCUCAUGACGGCCAGCAUCUCGUCUCUGGAGCCGACACGGCGCCACUGCAUGUUUGGAGUAUCUUCGGGCCAGGGGGCUGGCAGAAGAGCCGCAGCUUCGAGCGCACCACGAAUGCCGGGCCAGCGUUUCCAAGGUCUCGGUGGACCCUGUCGGCAAAUGGGUUUGCGUUUUUAGCUACGAGACUUUUGCUCAGAGAAGGAGUCUUGGAGCACUGGAGCCCGUCCGAGGAAGUUGCAGAAAGUCCGAAGUUGAAUGGGGAGAGGAUACGCAAUUACGGGGUUUCUUCAACUGGGCUUCAACUACUCAUACUGACAAAGAAGUGUACCGAGCAUUGGGUUGCUAGCAGUGGCAGGGGCAGCGGUGAACGCUGGCAGCUGAAUGCGAAACGUGCGGUCGGGAGCCACUGCCAGGCUUCCAAGCCCUCCAUUCGUUGGUCUCCUGAUGACAGGCGUGUAGCCGUGGCGUGUGGAUAUUCGAUUCGCAUAUACGAGCCAACGGACAAUGGGUCGCUGAAGCACACGUUUAAUCUAUCAGCAGCCGCAGUACGAGACAACAAGACCAAAAAAGAAAUUAAUUACAUUGAAGCUUUGGCUUGGUCCCCCAACUCAGAUAGCAUUGUAUUUGGCCGGGCUGGGACUAUCCACACUUGGCGGCCGGGAGAUAGACAUGCAGUGCGGCACGAAGGCAACAACAAUCACACAACGCCUAUUAGGAGCCUGCAAUGGUCUCCUAAUGGCCAGCUCAUUGCGAGUGCAAGUCUGGAACAGAUCGUCGUGUGGAAGCAGAAUGUAGCACAUGAGAAGUUUCAGCAGCUGGUUCGAUUUGCGACCAAUGCCAGGCUUUGCCCAAAGUCAGCAUGGCAGUGGGACCUGGGCCCCAGGCUGGCCUGGUCCAUUGACAGCGGCUACCUGGCGACUGCAGAAUGCGACAGCCAGCUACGCUUCCGCGAUGAGAGCCUUUCCUUCCAAGUUGGGUACACAUUGCCUGUGCAGGGCCAGGUUCAAGAUAUGGUUUGGUCUGAUGGCUCGCUGCAUGUGCUCUCAAGCUCCCAGGAUGCCGACUUUGACCUGCUUCAAACUUGGUCUCUUCCUGUAGGCGGUAGGGGCUUCCUUCUCGCGGCUUUAGGGUACCACUUUCCCACAGCCGAUCCUUCGGACUGGAUGGCCAGCUUUUGCUCUUCAACGCAUGUCCGUUGCUCCUGCAAAGAGGGGCGAUGCGACGUGUCCCUAGUACUCAGCGCAGCUCAGAUCGAAUGGAGCGCGCUGCAGUGCGGUGCCGGGAGUCGGCGCAUCGGUGCGGAGGUUGUUUUCAUUAGGGAGCUUGUUGUCCGUGACUGGUCUAUUGCUUCGGCUGUACCUGGGCUGCCCGACUCUGCGGCCAGCCUUUGUGAGCGCCUUUCUUCCUUCAAACAUCUUCGUUCUCUCGUCCUACAAGGGCUUACGGCCCGUGGAUUUUGGAUGUGUCCACUCUCAGCUCCGAUGCUGCGGCAGCUCACGAUUGCAGAUGCCAAACGUAUGCAAAUCCCGGCAGUGGGCCUCAUUGAUCUCUUCAACUCGGCUCCCAACCUCGAGGUCCUGAACUUCACCGAGACAGCCGUGCCGUACUUGGACGGGAGGCUUCCUCGCACGCUGCGGAAGGCGGUUCUUCGAAAGUCCGGUGUGCAGGACGUCAUGUUCCGUAACUAUUCAAAGGAGCUCGCAAUGCAUGCAGCCACGACAGGCCUCCUGACGGCAGCAAGUCAGAGCUUUGGGUUUGCCGAAGUCUGCACAGCGUGCCCGCAGGGCCGUUUCAACGCAGAGUUCUCCGUGAGCCACCUCUUCGAGUGCACGCCGUGCCAAGCGAAUGAGAUCACCCUGGAAACCGCGAGUCUGUCCUCUGCAAACGACUGCAUUUGUGAUGCAGGCUUCUUGAUGAUGCCGGGCGAGGGUUGCCGUGCCUGCAUCGAAAUAGAACAGGGGGAGAACUUCAACUGCUCUGCGCCAGGCCUCAAGUUCGAGACUGCGCCGGUCAAGGACAGCAAGACUGUGACAAAGCAUGCUGUUUCGAGAGUAAAGUGCAUGAUGCGUAUCAAGCAAGAUUCAGAUAGUGCUUGUCUGAUUGCAACGUACAUCGCAUGGUUGGGCUUCAUGGUUGAGAUUGGUUUCUUGGAAGGCAUUCAAUGUGCCACCAGCCAGCUGAAGAGGGCGACCGUCAGCUUUGCCUCUCGCUCCGGUGCAACUGCAGUUGCUUUAUUCUUGCUGGCAGCGACUUCGGCCGCUGCGCUCUCACUUUGCUGCAGGCAGCAUGCAAGCUACUGGCCCACUCUUGCUCGGCAGAACCUGGUGAAACCGCCCUCCUUGUGGAAUGCUUUGCAGCCCUACGUUCUCCGCGAGGUGCUGGCAGGAAUCCAGGUCUAUCAGCUCUUCGGAGUUUUCAGCAAGAUCCUCCCAGACCCGGAUGCACGGAGUGAAGCCUCGGUUCUGGAGACGCUGCAGCUGAAUCUAGGUCCCUUGCUGCUCGAUUCUUUCCAUUUGGACUGCAUCUUCAGCUACACAAGCAGCCGCAUGACACAGCUGAUCGGCGGCGCCCUGCUUCCUUUGGCCAUUUUACUGAUGCUCUAUGCGUUGCUGGCUAUGCUCCCUUUCGAGGGCCCGAGACGCAGGAAGCUUUGGGCACAGACUGAGGUUCAGGUAAUCAACCUGCUCAUGGUUGCCACAGCAAGUUCUGUCCUUGCCGUCGGUGAAUGCGACUCAGAGAUCAGCCCGCCUAUCAUGACCUUCGUCCCUGGGGUCUACUGCAACGUUGGCACCUACUACCUGGCAGUCCUGUUCGCCGUGUGUCUCGGUGGGUUUUACAUCACGUACGUUUGCAUGCUCCUUCUUGGAAGCAUUUCUCGAUUCAAUGAGAUUGCCAAACCGGUAUACAAAGCUGGAUAUGCCGAGUAUGCAAUCACAGAGGCGAAAACUGCCUUGCAGAUCAAGCUGCCAGAAGAUCUGCAAGUAUCCGGGUAUCUGCAAUCAGCCAUUCUGGAUGCUCAUCAAGUUUUUUGCCAACAAGCAAUUCGAAAGGCCCAUCCGCACUUGGAUGUGCGUCUGCAAGCCGACCUUCCAGACGUGAAGGCCCACGGCACCCGACUGGUGACCAUCGAUGGCAGUCUUGACAUCAAGACACAGGAUCAGCUGUCCGACAUUCUCUUCGAUGGAGCCUGGGUCAAUGCUCGCUUGCCCAGCAAUUUUCAAUCUCUCGUGGUGCGGUGCUUGUUUUUGCAGUUCGAUCGAGAUGACCGCGAGGGACAUCUUAGAGGUCUCGAAGUCUUCACAAAGUUUGCCCCGGACAGUUUUCACUUCGAGCUGCUGCUAAAGCUCGGCUUCCUGCUGGUGGCUUUCAUCCCACAGCUCGAGGGCUACCAGGCCCAGGGAGCCGUCGGGGGUUUCGUCUGCAGCAUCCUGUGUCUGGCGCUCCUUGCCCAACCUUUCAGCCGACCUUCUCAGGGGAGGACUCUAUUCCUGGGCUUGGCUUCCCUUGCCCUGGCCUUCUUGCUACUGAUGAUCUCGGGGACGCACUUCAACCUGAAGGCUGACCAUCACCUUUGCACGCUUCUCAACAUUGCUCGCGUCUUUCAGCUCGUCCCGCUGAUGCGUAUGCUGCUGCCUUUGUCCUGCAUUCUUAUUCCGGAGACACGCCGACGGAACGAGGAUGUGUCACAGGAGCUGGCCUUUCUGCAAGUGUCCUGGCAGCAUGUCGCCUACUUCAAGCGCCAGCCCUAUCGCGUACUCCAAGAGGCCCAGCUCCAGGAGGUUGGAGAAACAGGGAAUCUGGAUGGACCCAAGCUGCCCAAGCUGAACGAAGGUACUGUGGUGCUUCCCCUUUGCUGCCGGGAGAAGCUUUGGGAAGUGGAGGUGAAACAAGCCCAGAAGAUUUGGAGAGGAUGUUUGCUUGCGCACUUGCUGGAGCCAAUCGCAGUGCCACUGGUAAGCCUGCGAGAUGCGGUGGCAUGCUGGUCCAUGGAACUGGAAGACGAGACAACUCAGCGCAUCACGGUUCAGUUCAAGGCCGCCAUCUCCCUCGCCGCGAUUGAGUUGCUUCCGCCGGCCGCUGUCACCGAGAAGGCGAUGCACCUUGCAGCAGUGGUAUCUUCCAAAGAUGCAACUACAGAUGUGCUUCGUGAUGAUGCCUCGGAAGAGCCGUUGGCAACUGAUGGAGCAGAGUCGAGCUGCUGCAGGAGCCUUCUCCAGUACCACUUGCACCAGUCCGUGCUCGCUUGUGCUCUCACACUCAGAGGCGCGGUGGGUGCAGGUGCGCCUAUCAUCGUGGAGACA
This is a messenger RNA of Symbiodinium sp. CCMP2456, 5259 nucleotides long. NCBI's taxonomy places the organism in Eukaryota, Dinophyceae, Suessiales, Symbiodiniaceae. The record is from the annotation of a GenBank genome assembly.